Molecule: messenger RNA, 2333 nt
Organism: Hemicordylus capensis (graceful crag lizard)
Lineage: Eukaryota; Metazoa; Chordata; Lepidosauria; Squamata; Cordylidae
Gene: LYPD6B
Product: LY6/PLAUR domain containing 6B
Exons: 5
Coding region: 577-1104 (175 amino acids)
Molecular function (GO): acetylcholine receptor regulator activity
Source: RefSeq, a predicted model, not a curated record
CGCUUGCUUUCCCCUCCCCAGGGCUUACGCUUGUAACGCAAUCCUCUCAGUAGCCCUUUGAGGCAGAGCGAGAGAAGAGCCUGCCUGCAUGAUUUCCCCAAGAAACGCCGCAGCUGCCACGACCCUUGGCCGCCGCCGUGUUGGGGACCCAGCAGAGGGCGUCCUUUGCCAUGUCUCUGGCGGCGGGUGCUGCUGUUGGGUGCCCCCGUCGAGGAACAGGUUCCCCUUCCGACAAGUAGCCGACACUUGCCCAGCCCGGCCACUGUGGGUCUCCCUUUCCAAGGACGUGGCGCGAGGGGCUCACCCACCUGAAGCUCUGUCCCGCCCAGGCAGGUAACGCCCCGCCGGUGUGUUUGAGUGAGGGUGGGAGUGCAGCAGUCAGUAGCAGGCUGCCUAAGCUCCUCGGGCUCCCAGCUCGCGCCGCUGCUCGGCCAGGGAUCUCUGUUCGCUCCGCCGGGAAGUCGCCUCGGUCAGUGCGCCGGGCGCGUUGUUUAUUCACCCCUACCGUGGACGGGGAAUUUCAGCUGCUAGAGAAGGGGAAACCAGAAAAAGUUUGGGGUGAAAGAGUAUUGGUCUAUGCUGUGUAAUUACAGCAUGCCUUUGCUCUGUCACAUGUUGGCUGUUGCCUUUGUUCAGAUCCUCAUAAUGUCAGGCAACUGGAUUCUGGCCAAGAACAUCAAUUUCUAUAAUGUGAGACUUCCAAUAGACCCUACUCCAUUUCCAAGCAGCUUCAAGUGUUUUACUUGUGACAGUGUUGUUGACAAUUACAACUGUAACAGAUGGGCUGAAGAUAAAUGGUGUCCUCAGAACACACAGUACUGUUUGACAGUCCAUCACUUCACCAGCCAUGGAAGAAGCACCUCAGUCACCAAAAAAUGUGCCAGCAGAGAAGAAUGCCAUUUUGUUGGCUGCCGCCACCAUAGAGAAACUGGCCAUAGAGAAUGUGUCUCCUGCUGCGAAGGGAUGAUCUGCAAUGUAGACAUACCAACGAAUCAUACAAAUGCUAUAUUUGCAGUUGUACAUGCUCGGAGGACAUCAGGUAGCAGCAGUCAGGCUGCUAGUAUUCUUUUGCUGGUCUUCGCCAUAAUCGCUUUCUUGUUAUGACAUGACUUUUUUUUUAACCGAAAGUAACUUGUCUCCAGAAGCAAGACAAAGACUGGCUCAGAUGGUGAGAGAGACACGAGAGUUCUCAGAUACCUGUAUAGCGAGGAAAAAGAUGGAAUAUUGCUGUGUUUCUUAAUGACUGGUGCUCGAAUACUGGAGAUACAAAUUUGUGCAAAGUAUCCAGAAGAUCAGGCAUGAGGACCAAAUGUUGUGUUGCUCAGAUUACCAGAAUUCUCCAUUUGGUGAUAGAAGAGUCUGUGCAUUUUUGCACAUUAUUGUAGCAACGAAUGGCUAACAAUUUAAAAAUUAUUUUUCUUCUCUCCGAUGAGGAGGUGCAACACAGAGCUUCCUGUUAUCUUCCCAUGUCAGCAUUCUUGCAGCUGUUGGUUUUUAUUUCAGUAUUUGUAUCCCACCUUCCCACUUCACAAUGAGGAGCUUGUGAUGCCUAACACAGUAAAAAAUAAAUAAAUCACAAAUUUAAUAGACAAUACAAGGAAAAUAGACAAUUUGGAAAUUUAAUAGACAACCAAAGAAAAAAAAUUAGCAACAUUAUGGCAAAGUGAUUUGUGGACAGAGCAAUAAAAAGCAUCUUGGAAGUUUCAUCAUGAUGAUAAAAUUGUAAAGCUGAUACUACUAAUAAUAAUAAUAAUACUAUGAAUAUUUAUAUACCACUCUUCAAUAAAAUUCUCAAAGCAGUUUACAUAGGGGGAAAAAUGCAUAAAUAAGAUAGUUCCCUGUCCCCAGAGGGCUCACAAUCUAAAAAGAAACAUAAGGUAGACACCAGCAACAGCCACUAAAGGGAUGCUGUGCUGGGGCUGGUUAGGGCCAGUUGCUCUCUCCCUGCUAAGUAUAAGAGAAUCACCACUUUAAAAGGUGUCUCUUUGUUCAGUUAGCAGGGGAUGAUGGCAUGGGGUCCAACAUGUUAUAUUUGUUGGGACUCCAAACUACACCAAAGCAAUAAAUAUUAAUUGCAUGCAUUUGUCUUGCUGUAUAGGUGCUAUGAUAACUGAGAAAACUCACUGAAAAGACAAAGUAAUUGCCAAAUAAGUAUUGGCCACAAUAUAAAUAAGUGAGGGAGACCAGAUUUUUUUAGAAGGCCAUAUACUUUUGGCUGCCAUAAACAUUGUUGGAUAGUCAACAGCAGCCUGCUUUACAUGUGACAGGAGGAAGUUGAAACCUUUUAUGUAAAUCUUGCAUUUGUGUUUUGGAAUAAACAGUUUAUUGUUUUA